GCCGCCCUUUAAGCCGCGGUGAGCCCUGCGCGCUGCGGGAGUAGGUUCCCAUAAAGUCGGGACGCCUUUCACAGAUAAAGUUUGGCUGGCUCUCUUGCACCCGGCCCCCGCCGCCUCGGCGACCCCUCUCCCCGCGGCAGGCGCGGGCGGGGAGAUGGCCGCGGGCUGGGCGGCCGGCGUGGGCCCUUCCCGGCGCAAAGGGGCGCCGCGCGCGUAGCUGCCGCCACGCUGACCUCCCACGGGCUGCUGUGCUGAGCCCCCGCGGCGGGCGAAGGCGGACGCCCGGUGGGCCGGGAGGCGGCGGCGUCAGCGGCCGGAGGGUCCGUAUGGCCGCUCCCCGCCGGCCCGUAGUGUUCGCCACGGAGCUCGCCGGAGGCGCCUCGGGCUCGGGGCUGCUGUGAGCCGCGCCGCCUGCGGGGAUCGACCUAGCUGUUCCGCGGAGCCGCGGGCAGGAAACAAGAACCAGGAGGCGGCGGCGGCUCUUCCUCCCAGAGGGCGAUGUGGCCGGCAGGUGCGGGCACCAGACUGCCCUGUCCCCGGGACUCUGCGCUCCGGCGGGCGGCUUUCUCUGGGAACCUCACCGCCCUGCCUUCUCACCUCGUGCCCGCCGGCCGAAGCGUCCGGGUCUUCAUCAGCGCCAACCCCGAAGACACGGGAGCAGAAAGACAGGCACUAAGAGAAAAUGUGUAUCCUAAAUUGAGAGAAUUCUGCAGAGAAAACUAUGGAUUAGAAUUUCAGGUCAUAGAUCUCUACUGGGGCAUCGAAGAAGACGAAUGGGACAGCCCAGAGCUCCAGAAGACUCGCAUGAAGCUGCUGGAGGAUUGUUUGAAAACUUCUGCAGGUCCAUGUUUUGUUGGACUGUUAGGUGAAAAGUAUGGGAACAUUCGAAUCCCUGGAGAAGUUGAAGCCUCAGAGUUUGAAAUGAUUUUGGAUGCCGCCAUAGAGGCAAAGCUGGACACCAAGCUUCUGGAAGAGUGGUACUGUCGCGAUGAGAACUCAGUGCCAGCAGCUUAUUACCUCAGACCUAAAUCGGAAAUGCUGAAAAGCAAUAAAAAUGCAAUGCAGCCUCCUGCCAAAGCUGACAAUGAGAAGACCUGGCAAGAGAUAUCAGAUGAGAUCAAGAAGAUAUUUAAGGCUGCCGUAAAACUGUUACAUGAAAAGGGGAAAAUGAAAUAUAACCAAGCUAAGAGGUACCUGUUCUCAGCGAUAGAGGACGAGUUUGACUUUGCUCUAGGAAAGCAAACUCCAGCCUUCCUGAAGAAGUGUGUUUGCUACAUUCGGAAAAUCGCUAACAUUGAGCGUUUUGUGAAAAUCCCAGAGAUGGGAAAGUACAUGGAUAUCACUGGCACAGAACCAAGGAUGAUGCGGGACGCAGAAGCCCAAGAGAAGCUGAUAAAACUCAGGGACGAAUUUAUCCCGACUAUUGUCGCGUCAUCUAAUCUCAGAGUGUACACGUCUGUUACUCAUUGUGACAUGAAACUGGGCUAUUCCCAAGAAAUAGAAAAUCAUUACAUAGAAGGACUUGGUAAACAGUUUUAUGAGGACAUGAUCGAUAUCAUUCAGGCAACCGUCCAACAGAAUUUUGACACCGAAACUGACACGCUCUACGAUGAAAUCCUUCAGCAUUCCUCAUUGUGUAAGACGUACGCCUCCUUCUAUGAGUACAAAUGUGAACCUCUCAACAUCGUGCAUAAGUACGUUCUGCCAAGCAAAACUGGGCACAUCAACCCUCUGGUCAUAUACGGAGGACCGUGCACUGGGAAGACGCUCCUGCUAGCCGAAGUAGCGAAGAAGGCCUAUGGCUGGCUACAUGAAGACACAGGACCAGAAUCCGACCCAGUAGUCGUCAUGAGAUUUCUAGGUACCACAGACAUGAGUACUGACCUUAAGACUCUCCUUCUAAGCGUUUGUGAACAAUUAGCAGUCAACUACCGGUGUCUGGUUCAAAACUACCCUAAGAAGAUCCAUGACCUCCGUGACUUGUUUAUAAAUCUUUUGAAUGAGUCUUCAUUGCAGAGACCUCUAGUAAUAAUAUUCGAUGCCCUAGAGCAGCUCUCAGAGAGUGACGAGGCCAGGAAGCUUUGGUGGCUCCCAGCUCACCUUCCCCGCUUCGUACGAAUAGUCCUGUCCACACUGCCUAACAGACAUGGGAUCCUGCAGAAACUGAGGUGCCUUAUCCAUGAGGAAGCCAACUACAUCGAGCUGAUUCCCCAGGACAGGAAGAUGUGCAGCCAGGUCCUCAAACACCAGCUGCUGCGGGUCAAAAGGAAGGUCACAUCAGGCCAACAGAUUUACGUGAACAACGCAUUCUCCAAGUGCACGCUGCCCAUGUUUGUGAACCUGACCUUCAGGGAGGUGAGACACUGGAGAUCACACAAAGACGUCGAUGAAUCCUCCCUGUGUGUCACGGUUCACGAAAGUAUAGAGCAGCUCUUCUGGUCCUUGGAGAAGAAGUGUGGUCAGAAACUGGUCUCCAGGGCUCUUGGUUACAUCACCAUGGCCAAAAUGGGUUUGAGUGAAAUGGAACUGGAGGAUGUGUUGGCCCUAGACAACAGUGUGAUGAAUGAGCUCAAUGAGAACGCCAGGCCCAGCAAUCCCCUGAGAGUACCUUACCUGUACAUUGCAAGGCUCAAGGAUGGUCUCAGUGGAUACUUAAUAGAAAGACACGUGAAGAACGUCACACUCCUGGUCUGGGCCAAUAGACACCUGCAGCUCAUAGCCCAGAAGUUGUAUCUGCAGGAUGACGGCGACCUGCGUGAAAUGCACGCCAUCCUGGCAGAUUACUUUCUGGGAGUCUGGUCAGGGGGCAGGAGGAAAGCUUUCUGCCUUGAGGACCCCUACUUGAACGGCUGCCUUGACCCGGAGAGCAGAAGCUUGCUUGAGGAAGAGAAGCACUUCAUGGAACAGGCUUCCUUUGAUAGGCAGGCUCCAGACCAGCCCUGGGUUUUCCAGUGUAAUCCACUGGAGCCUGACAUCUUCUUCGUCAAUCAUCGGAAAAUGUCUGAGCUCUUGCACCACCUGACAAGGUGUGGAAAAACCGAUGACCUGCUUUACGGGAUCAUCAUGAACUUCAGCUGGCUUUACACCAUGAUCAAAAUCGGCCAGUUUGACAAAGUGCUUUCAGACAUCGAGCUGGCUUACAACUACUCACAAGAGAAGGAGCUGAAGUUCCUGGCUAGCACUCUCCGCGGCAUCAAAACCAAGGUCACUGCGUUUCCGGGCUCGCUUUCCGCAGAGCUUCAGCAAAGGCUGCUGCCUGUUGUGAGUUCCCUACCCAAACUUAGACAUCUCCUUUUAGAAUGUGACAAAGAUGGGCCCAAAUAUUGCUCCAUUGUGCCAUUACAUUCAUCCAUGGAUGUGACAUAUAGCCCAGAGCGUCUCCCCUUGUCCUCUAGUCACCUUCACGUCACCGAGAUUCUGCCUACCUGUAACCCCAGUACUGUCCUCACAGCUCUAGAGAACGGCUCCAUCAGCACCUGGCAUGUGGAAACCCGUCAACUCCUCCGGCAGAUCACCACAGCCCAGUCUGUCAUCCUGGGCAUGAAACUCACCAGUGAUGAAAAGUAUCUUGUGGUGGCCACGACAAAUAACACCUUGCUGAUUUACGACAAUGUAAACUCGUGUCUUCUGUCUGAAGUGGAAAUCAAAGGCACCAAGCACGGAAGCAGCUCCACCUACAUCAAUGGUUUUACCUUGUCCGUCAACCACGCCCUGGCAUGGCUUGAAGCCAGCAAAGAUGUCACCGUCAUCGAUCUGCUCUACGGGUGGCCCCUUUACCAGUUCCACUGCUGGUACGAAGUGACCUGUGUCCAGUGCUCUCUGGAUGGCAUGUAUGCUUUCUGUGGACAGUACCUGAACACCACCACCAUAUUUCAUUUAGGGAGUGGAGAAAAGUUAUGCACGGUGACUUCUGAAUUUUCCGGGGGGUUUGUGAAAUUCCUCCUCAUCUUGGACACGGCUCAAGAGAUGGUAAUGGUGGACAGCGAGGGAAGCCUUUCGGUUUGGAAUACUGAGGACAUUUCCAAUCCCCAGCUGACUGAUGACUUCGACUGCCGAAGAGAAGACAGUGAGGUGGUCAGCGUUGAACUCUCGGAGGACCAAAAUGCGAUUCUGAUCUGUAAAGCCCUCAGCAUCGAGCUCUUAGAUACCAGCAUGUGGAAGGUGGCCGAGAAGUUCAGAGCUAAGCACAAUGAACGCUUUGUAUCUGCCGUGCUGUCCAAAAACGGGGACUGCAUCAUCGCGACCAUGGAAAAUACCUCAGCUGUGUUUUUUUGGAGGCGGGACACUGGGCAAUGUAUGGCGAGCUUACAGGAAAUCUCAGGUACCAUAGUCAAGCUGGUGAAAUCCAGUCACCACAAUAUGCUGCUCUCUUUGUCAACCAGUGGUGUUCUUUCCAUCUGGGAUAUAGACAUAAUCACCGCCAUGUCCAACAUAGAUAAGACUGGGAAACCCAUCCAAAGCCUGGUGUUACCCGCCAGAGGGGAAAUCAUUUAUUCCCUCGAUGGCUCGGAUUGUGUCCAUAAGUGGAACUUCAGCAGCGGCUUCCUUGAGGCAGUUUUCAAGCACGAAGGGAUAGUCGAGCACUGCGUGCUGACAUCCUCUGGAGAUGUCAUGGUGACAUCAGAUGACAAAAGCAGUCAGUACGUCUGGCACACCAGCAGCGGCGAGAACCUCUUCCGAAUUAACGGGCAGAGAAUAUCUCAGCUGCUGAUAACCCACAAUGACCAGUUUGUGGUCUCUCUCUGUGAGGAAAAUGCCUCCAGGGUCUGGAGACUGGCCACAGGCCACAGGGUCUGUAACAUUCUGACCACUUUGCAGAAUGCCUUUAUAACCUCAGCAAAUACCUUUGUGGUGGGCAUGACCCAGAGCAAAGUGCUGGCUGUCAGUCUCUGGACGGGAAGCAUCACUAAGAAAUUCUGCUGCGAAGACGGCACCACCAUCGUGAAUUUUAAGCUGAUCCCCGACUGCCCUGACAUCAUCGUGUUUAUCACGUCAGCCGAGACAGUGAAUAUUUGGAGUCUGACAGAUGAAGUCAUCUGUCGCCGCGUGCAGCUUCCGAACAACUUCUUGAAAAACCUGGAGGAUUUUGAGAUCUCUCCCAACGGCAAGCUAGGCAUUAUAUCCAGGGGAGACGAGAAUAUCAAUGUGCUGGACUUACACAGCGGUAAACUACGGGUGGUCCACGCCUCUGGGGUCAUCUGGAGGCAGAGGCUGUCUCGAGAUGGUCGCUACCUGGUGUACAUUUGUUUCCGAAACGGGGAGGAAGAGGACGAAAACGGUGCGAUAUCCAGUCUGAUUGUAAUGAGACUGGCCGAUGGCAAAAAUAUCGGUGCUUGUUCCCUUUACAAAACACCAACUUUUCUUGCCCUCUCACAGAGACACCUCAACAUCAUAGUGGGUUUUGACGACGGGAGCAUAGGGAUAUACACAGUGGUGGACCGCGUAGACGCCGCACUGAAAAUUAAAAUCGCCACUUCAAACAGCAGACAGAUUUUCAACAACGCGACACAGGCGUCCAGGCCAAAGUGCAGUAGUUACUGUUUCAAGGUGUCUGUGGACUGCUUAUGGAGAGAGUCUACUGAGGUCUUUGCGAGAGACAGUCCCAUCACGGUGAGUGACUCCUCUGAGCCCAACGAGGUGACGCCAUCCAAGAAACACAACCCUUGCUAUGACCGGGUGGGCUCAGCCCUAGAGCCCAGGGGCCACAGCUACACCCCUGACAACUGACAAAACGUUCUUCUCACUCAGCAGACAUGCACGAUACACACACACAAGGAAGAAAAAAGGAAGUAUCUUCUGUCUCCCAAAUGAUAAACUACUCCUUUCUUUAAAGACAGGAAAGAUGCUGGAGUUCCAGCGUUCACAUGCUCGCCAAAAGGACAAACACGAAAUCGGUUUUGAGUUGGCUCUUCUU
Molecule: messenger RNA, 5914 nt
Organism: Lontra canadensis (Northern American river otter)
Lineage: Eukaryota; Metazoa; Chordata; Mammalia; Carnivora; Mustelidae
Gene: NWD2
Product: NACHT and WD repeat domain containing 2
Exons: 7
Coding region: 499-5727 (1742 amino acids)
Molecular function (GO): protein binding
Source: RefSeq, a predicted model, not a curated record